AUGGCGGGCUCGCUGCGAAUUGCCCCCAGCUCCCUGCCGCAAGCCCUCGGCCAGGAAGACGUCGGACCGAAAGUUUAUAAAUCAGAGUGCUGUGAGGGAGGCCAGCCCCCGCCGGGAGACGGAAGCGAAGACCCGGCCCCGAACCACCCUUACUCGGUGGAGACGCCCUACGGCUUUCACUUGGACCUUGACUUUCUGAAGUACGUCGACGACAUUGAGAAAGGGAACACCAUCAAGAGGAUCUCCGUCCGCAGGAAGGCCAAGCAGGCCAAGUUCAGCACCCUGCCCCGGAACUUCGGCCUCCCCGAGCCGGGCCCGCGGCCCGCCCCGCCGCCCCCGGGCCCGGCGGAGCCCCCGGAUGCGUCCCUCAAGACGGGGCCGGCCGUCCCCUUGCUGCCCCCGAGGGGGUCCGUCCAGCUCCCCGGGGACGGGCGCGCCGGGCGCCUCUGCGGGGCGGAGUUGCGUGUGGCCACCGAGGAGGCCGGCGGGAGAGGACGGCCGCAGCUGCUGAGGGCUUCCAGCAUGCCCGUCGCCCUCCCGUGGAACCGCGGGUCGGACGAGGCCGGCCCGACGGCCGCUCCCGCGCGGCUCCCGGUCCUCCCUCCGCUGCGGGACGAGGCGCGGGUCUCCGAGGGCGCCUUCGGCCCCGCGCCGGGGCUCCCCGGUGCCCUCGGACACCCGCCGCCGCCGCCGCCCCCGCCUCAGCCCCGAGGCCGGGAGGCCGAGGAGCCGAUGCCAGCGGUGCCCGAGCGAGGAUGGCAGGGGGCGGACCAUCCCCCGGGGGAGGAGGAGGAGGCAGGGGACGGGCACGACGACUCCCUCCCGCCCGAGGCCUCGCCACCCCAGGAUCGGCUCACGGGCGCAGAGGGACCGGGCGAAGACGCCGUCGGCCCGGGGCCUGAGGCGGAGGCCCGGCUCGGGGGUCUCUUCCCCAGUCCGCCCCCGCUCCCGUCGCCCACCCUCGAAAACCAGCUCCUGCCGGAAAUAGAGCUCAACAUCAGGGAACUCCCGCCCCCUCCCCCGCCUCCCGGUAAGACCUGCGCCCAGAGCCCGGACCCUUGCCCGCCUCAGGCCCCCUCGGGCCUCGACCCUUCGCGGCAGGAAGAGGAAGGGACCGGUAGCGUGGCCGCCCUGAAGGAGCGGGUCGCGGAGCUCGAGAGGGAGCUGGCACGGAGGACCGAGGCCCUGGAGCGGGCCGGGGCCGCUCUCCGCCUGCGGGCCGAAGAGGUGGCCGCCGGGGAGGGCGGCACCGGCCGACCGGAAGGCCGGAACGGCCGGGGAGGCGUCCGGGACGUCGGCGACACCGAGCCGGGCGGGCCGCGGGGGCGAGGCCUCAGAGACGCCACCACCAACACGGGGCCCCUCGACGGGGGCCCGGUCAGGGAGUCCCGCGACAAGGCCGUCCACGUCCGCUUCCCGGUGGCCGAGGGGCCGCCCGGCGGGCCGCAGACCGGGGAAGAGGACGUUGGCCUGGGUGUGGUGGGGCCCCGGCGGGCUGAGGAGGGAGGGCCGGCCAGCGGAGCCGGAGGAGAGUCGCCCGAGACCCUCCCUCCGGGGCCCGAAGCCAACGCGGAAUCCCCCGCCAGCCCCCCGCGAUAUCUGUUGACCGAACUCAAGAUCGAGGAAGGAGCAGCGGAUGGCCAGAGCCAGGAGCAGAGUCCGGGCGGGCGGUGGAAGGAUGGGCCCACGGCCGAAGUCGGCGGCCCCGGCCCCGGCCCGGACCCGGCCUCCUCCUCCUCCUCCUCCUCGGAGGGCGCUCCCCUCGGACGGCCGGAGGGAGGGGGCCGGGAAGAGCCGCGGCCCGACGGCGGGACCCCGGCCGACGCCACGCUGGGCCAGUACGUGAAGAAGAUCCAGGAGCUGCUUCAGGAGCAGUGGCUCUGCCUGCAGCACGGCUACCCCGAGCUGGCCAGUGCCAUCAAGCAACCGGCCUCCAAGCUCAGCUCCAUCCAGAACCAGCUGGUCAACUCCCUCAACCUGCUGCUGUCCGCCUACUCCAACCAAGCCCCGGCCCCGGCCCGGGACCCCGACGAGGACCCGGCCCCCGACCGCCGGCCCCCGGAGAUCUCCCCAUCGCCCAGCCUGAAGUCCAUAAUGAAAAAGAAGGAGUCUGGCUUCCCGCCCGGAAGUCCCGGGACCAAAAAGAACCUGCAGUUCGUGGGGGUGAACGGUGGGUACGAGACCACCUCCAGCGAAGAGACGAGCGGCGAAGACAGUCCCGCCGAGGGUCUCUCCGACAGCGAGGUGGAGAGGAGGUGCGAGGCCCCGGAAGGCGGGAGCGGGCGGGAUGUCGCCGAAACUGCCCGGGACCCCUCCGAGACCACCGGUCAGCAGAGGGGAGGACCGGGAGACCGCGUGGCGGCCGGCACGCCGCCCAGGUCCGAGAGGUGCAAGCCGUCGGAAGAGUUUCUGUCCGGCUGCCGGCUGCUGAGCAGACAUCUUUCGGACCUGAAGACCAGUGUCGACCCGCUCGUGAGACAGAGCUACGACGCCGUCUGCCAAGAAUGGUUCCGGGUCUCCGGUCGGAAAUCGUCCAGCCCCGCCGCCGUGGACGCUUACCUCGAGGGCUGCCGGGCCGUCCGCCCCGAAGCCCUGGAGAUGCUCGUCAACCUGGCCGACGGGAACGGGAAUACGGCCCUCCACUACAGCGUGUCCCACUCCAACUUCGCGGUGGUGAAGCGUCUCCUGGAGACAGGUGUGUGCCACGUGGACCUCCAGAACCGGGCCGGAUAUACGGCCGUGAUGAUCACCCCGCUGGCGGCGGCCGAGACCGAGGAGGACGUGGCCGUGGUCUUGAGGCUACUGAGGGAAGGAGACGUGAAUAUCCGGGCCUCUCAGGGAGGGCAGACGGCCCUGAUGCUGGGGGUGAGCCACGACCGCGGGGACAUGGUGACGGCCCUGCUGACCUGCCACGCGGACGUCAACCUGCAGGACCACGCGGGGACCUCGGCCCUGAUGCUGGCCGCCCGGCACGGCAACGCCGACAUGGCUAAGAUCCUCCUGGCUCACCCGGGGUGCGACGCCUCGCUGACCGACAAGGCCGGCCAUUCGGCUCUGUCCUUGGCGCUGAGGUCCCCGGGCCAGGGGGAGGUGGCCGAGCUGCUGCGGGCCCACGCGGAAGGCGGCGGGUCCGCCCGCCCUUAGCGGCGCCGCGGACGCACGGCCCCUUCUCCGCCGGCCCGGACGCCGCCGGAGACGGGGCCCGCGGCGAGGCAGCUGGACGGCGGGCUGCUCCGCCAACAUCCCCCACGCCCCGCCGCUCGUCGAGAGGUACGUCGGAAGCCUCGGUCCGGGCCCGGGAAGGGACAAGCCGCCCGGGAGUCCGAGGCCGGCCUGGACCCCGACCUCCCUCCCUCCAUCCUGAGCGAAGCGUCGUUUCCUUCCGGAUCCCGUCCGAAGCCGUCGGCUGAGCUCAUGCCGCGGGCCUGGAGUCCGAGGAGCGUGACCGCCGCCCGCGUCGCCGGACCCACGGGGACGCGCGAUGCCACACGCGUGACCCCGGACGCACGCUGUCCUGAGGUACGACCUCACGCUCGCCAUUUCCCGGGAGGACGUGGAACCCAAUCCUAGGGGGUGUCUCCAGGAGGACCCCUGACCCCGCCGUCCGCUUCUAACUCGAGACACCUCCUCCCAAGCUGCCGUUACCAGGCCUCGACACCCGACGGUGGGAGGCCGGAUGCCGGAUACGAAGGCGCCCAGUGCCGUAUCCGAACCGGACAGGGGACCGGCCAGCUGGAAACCGGAACACCCGGGAACACGCUGGCGGGGGCCGCCGUCCGGCGCUCGGCUCAGUGGGGGCCGGGGACAGGGAGGGAGUCCGGGGGAGAGCGCGCCUGGGUCCCCAUCCCACCCCCGGGGCCGUUCGGGGUUCUGGAGUCGGCCUCGCCGUGGGGCAGCGUUCCCAGAUCCGUCCGGACCCGUCGAGGCGAACCAUUUCCCGAGGCCCAGCUUGGGGGUCACUGGCCGAGAACGGCUCGGGACGGUCUCUUCCCGCUCUCUCCCGGGCCAGCUCCGGCCCUGCCGGACUCAGGGGCGGCAGAGCUAGGGGUGAGGGCCGGUUCAACCCACCGCCCAGCCGCUCCUCGUCCGGUCGCCGGAAACCGUCUCGGCCGGGCCCGCUGCAGAGGAAAUCUGAUACUCCCAUUCUACGGUCCACCCCCCGACGGCAGAGAUUCGAGCCACGGCGCCCUCCGUCCCCACCUCCCGAGCGCUUUCCUUCCGCCGUCCCCCCUUUCCCGGGACUCCCCGCUGUGCUCCGCCACGCCGGACGGCCUUGGGUACGUCACGCAGCCUCUCUGGACUUCUGUUUCUUCCCCUGGAAAUAAAAGGGAACCUCUACGCUC
Molecule: messenger RNA, 4343 nt
Organism: Ornithorhynchus anatinus (platypus)
Lineage: Eukaryota; Metazoa; Chordata; Mammalia; Monotremata; Ornithorhynchidae
Gene: KANK4
Product: KN motif and ankyrin repeat domains 4
Exons: 10
Coding region: 1-3144 (1047 amino acids)
Biological process (GO): negative regulation of actin filament polymerization
Cellular component (GO): cytoplasm; cytoskeleton
Molecular function (GO): protein binding
Source: RefSeq, a predicted model, not a curated record